AUGGAGAUGAUUUCGUUCAACAUCGACACGGGCUACCUCGAGGGAGUGGUGCGGGGCUACCGCUCCUCGCUGCUCCAGUCGCACCACUACCAGUCGCUCACGCAGUGCGAGACGCUCGACGACUUCAAGAUGCAGCUGCAGGCCACCGACUACGGCAACUUUCUCCAGAACGAGCCCAGCCCGCUCUCGACCUCGACGAUUGCCGACAAGGCGACGCGCAAGCUCGUCGCCGAGUUCGAGUACCUGCGCACCAACGCCGCCUACCCGCUCAACCGCUUCCUCGACUACAUGACCUACGCCUACAUGAUCGACAACGUCAUCCUCCUCAUCACGGGCACCCUCCACGACCGCGACACCCACGACCUCCUCGCGCGCUGCCACCCGCUCGGCGUCUUUGACACCCUCCCCGCCCUCUGCGUCGCCUCGACCGUGUCCGAGCUCUACCACUCGGUCCUCGUCGAAACCCCCCUCGCCCCCUACUUCCGCGACUGCCUCAGCGCCUCGGACCUCGACGACCUCAACAUUGAAAUCAUCCGAAACACGCUCUACAAGGCCUACCUCGAGGACUUCCACGCCUUCUGCCAGUCCCUCGGCGGCACGACCGCACACACCAUGGGCGAGCUGCUCAGCUUCGAGGCCGACCGCCGCACCAUCAACAUCACCAUCAACAGCUUCGGCACCUCGCUCUCCAAAGAGGAGCGCGCACGCCUCUUCCCCACCAUCGGCCGCCUCUUCCCCGCCGGCAACAACGUCCUCGCAAAGGCCGACGAGCUCGAACAGGUCAAAAACGUGUGCGACCAGAUCCCACAGUACCGCGGCUUCUUUGAGGGCUCCUCGGCCAUGGCUGGCGGCGGCGCAGAGGCCAGCGCCGACAUGCUCGAGGACAAAAUGUUUAAGCUCGAGGUGCAGCUCAACCGGAUCCUCACCAUCACCCAGUUCCAGUUCGGCAUCUUUUACGCCUGGCUCAAGCUAAAGGAGCAGGAGAUCCGCUCCAUUACCUGGAUCGCAGAGUGCAUCGCGCAAAACGCCAGAGAUCGCAUCUCGGACUUUAUCCCGCCCCUCUGA
Molecule: messenger RNA, 1065 nt
Organism: Pseudozyma flocculosa PF-1
Lineage: Eukaryota; Fungi; Basidiomycota; Ustilaginomycetes; Ustilaginales; Ustilaginaceae
Exons: 3
Coding region: 1-1065 (354 amino acids)
Biological process (GO): vacuolar acidification; proton transmembrane transport; vacuolar transport
Cellular component (GO): vacuolar proton-transporting V-type ATPase complex; fungal-type vacuole membrane; proton-transporting V-type ATPase, V0 domain
Molecular function (GO): proton-transporting ATPase activity, rotational mechanism
Source: RefSeq, a predicted model, not a curated record